Molecule: messenger RNA, 384 nt
Organism: Porites lobata
Lineage: Eukaryota; Metazoa; Cnidaria; Anthozoa; Scleractinia; Poritidae
Source: the annotation of a GenBank genome assembly
GCGAGAAUUAAGUAUCGUGAGCACGCUAUCAAAGCCUUUAGAAAACAUCUCAAGAAUGGUACCUUUCCAAAACGUAUGAAAUCUAUUAAACCUUACCCCAAGAUGCAAUCCUCUGAGGCUCAAGCUGCUGUCAACGCUGCGUGUGAUCAGGUCCAGUGCGUUAUUUUGGAUCAGAUGCUUCAAGAAGAACAGAAAAAACUCUCCCAAGAUCAAGAUAGCUAUCAAACACUCAAGGAGCAACGUGAAGCGUACCGUCAAAAGUUCAAGCUCCCUAAAACCCUUAAGAAACCUAUGAAACCUACCAUCCGUCAAUUACACCAAGAACUCGCUGAAUUGCAGUCAAACUAUCCAAAACUUUGUAAACAGUUAGAAAACAGUUCAUAA